Balearica regulorum gibbericeps (East African grey crowned-crane) is the source of this 1172-nucleotide messenger RNA. NCBI's taxonomy places the organism in Eukaryota, Metazoa, Chordata, Aves, Gruiformes, Gruidae. The record is from RefSeq and is a predicted model, not a curated record.
UUUCAGGAGAACUCAGGAACCACCAGCAGUCGGAGAACUCAGGAAGCCACCGAAACGUGAGCGGGAACGUAGGAGAUGGCAACACCACCCUGGAGAAAGGCUGCUUGGAGCUGAGGAAAAGUCUCUGCUUGUCACAGUUGCAAGAGGGUGAGGGGUGCAAGCUGUGCCCCACGGGCUGGACGCUGCACGGGAGCAAGUGUUACUGGGUUACCGACAUGAUCAAUUCGUGGAGCAAGAGCCGGGAGGACUGCAGGAAUCGGAGGGGCGAGCUGCUGAUGCCGGGGGACCAGGAAGAGCUGGCUUUCCUAAACAAAAUCCUGCAGAAACCCGGACGCUACUUCUGGAUCGGCCUCUCCAUCCCCUCCGCCGGGAAGGGCUGGACCUGGCUGAACGGCUCCCGCCUGGACCAGAGCCGGUUCCCGCUGAUCCCCUGGGAUGAAGGCAGAAGAGCAAAGAGGCCCUGGACGGGGAGUGGUUUUUUUGCGGGGAAGGCAGAUGGGAUUCGUCACUUAAAAACCAUCCUUCUCAUGCUGGCGGGUUUUAGCCUCAAGUGCAUUAAGGAUAAAAAGGUCCCCAUCGCGGUCACCGUGGUCAUAGCAGCGUUGCUCCUCACCAUCAUCGCGCUGGCAGGUAAGUGGCUGAGGAUGGAGGUGCCCACCAUUGAAGUCUUCUCCUUCGCUGGAGAAAACCCACGGGGCUGCCUGGAAGAAGAGAUCGGGUAUGGGGACAAGUGUUUUCGCUUCGUGGAGGCCGAAGCAGACUGGAACGGGAGUCAGAUCUUUUGCCUUUCUCUUGGAGCCCAUUUGGCUACCAUCGACUCCAGGAGGGAGCUGCAUUUCCUCUUGCGCUAUGGGGCUGACAGGGACUUCUGGAUUGGCCUGCAAAGGGAAGACGCUGGACCUUGGAAAUGGAUCAACGGGUCUCUCUGCAAUAACCUGUUUGAAGUCCGGGGCAGCGGACAAUGUGCCUAUGUCAAUGUGGACGGGAUCAGCAGCGACUGGUGCUCCCAGAAGAAAUACUCUGUCUGCAGCCACCUGCAAAAGCACCCCAGCAGGAUUCUGAAGGAUUCAGAAAUCCUUCUGCAUUUCACCUCAGAUUUCCCCCCUCGGCAGAGGAGAUCACAAGCUGCUGUUAACAGCGCACAAGACAAUAAGAGACAUGGGAAUGUUUGA